AUGGGUGAGGAAAAUAAAAUAAUAAAACCAAAAGGUAUAAAAGAACAGUCCUCCUAUUUGCGCAUGCAGUUUCACCGGCACCAAAACGCCGAUUCAACUGUCAAUCUCCGAAACGCAAUAAAUGAAUUUGAAUAG
This is a messenger RNA of Trypanosoma brucei brucei TREU927, 135 nucleotides long. RefSeq lists its product as hypothetical. The transcript has a single exon. Bases 1 to 135 code for a protein of 44 amino acids. Lineage: Eukaryota; Euglenozoa; Kinetoplastea; Trypanosomatida; Trypanosomatidae. The record is from RefSeq and is a predicted model, not a curated record.